This is a messenger RNA of Drosophila teissieri, 1222 nucleotides long. Its product is annotated as cell wall protein DAN4. The transcript has 3 exons. NCBI's taxonomy places the organism in Eukaryota, Metazoa, Arthropoda, Insecta, Diptera, Drosophilidae. Bases 157 to 984 code for a protein of 275 amino acids. The record is from RefSeq and is a predicted model, not a curated record.
CGCAAACUGCGGUCGCCUUGAUAAUAAAUAAAUAAAUUCAAACGUGAGGCGCGAGAACCUAAAUGCAAACAGCCCAAUUAAACUGGCAUAAAUACUAUACGAAACAAUUGUUUGAAAUAUAUCUAGAAUAUAUUUAUUUCAAAAUAAACAAAUAUUAUGUUCAGCAGAAGUCACAUCGUUUUGGCCAGCUCUUUGCUGUUGCUAAUCGCCCUGCCAGUAAUCCGUGCCGAUCUCAUGUGCUACGUGUGCGAUGACUGUGCCCAGCUGCCCAAGGAUGCACCACUGCUGGCGUGCAAUGAGGAUUUCUUUAAUCCUGGCGGCAGCACGGAAGCCUCCACGGUGACCACCACCACAACCACCGAGGCGAGCACCACCACGUCACAGGAGACCACAACCACACCGGAAACCACCACUGUGAUCACGAGUGUUCAGACGGAUCCACCCACAACGGAGUCCACGACCACGACAGUGGAGACCACCACCAGCGAUCCGACCACCGAGAGCACAGAGACCACCCAGAGCACUGAGAGCACCGAGGCUCCGAUACCCACGCCCGCAACCGCCGGACCCGUCCAGACGACCACCGGAGUGCCCACGCCACCAGCCGAGGAUCUGACUGCCCUGUUGUUUGCCACGAACACCACCCGUUUGGUGCCUGUGGAGGAUGCGGAAGCGGAGACCACCACGCCCAUUUCAUCGCUGGCCAUCAGGCAGCGGAGGGCGGUGAUCGACACCGAGUACACCUACCACUGCUAUUCCGUCCAGGUUUCAGUGAACGGCACCAUGUCGACGGAUCGCGGUUGCUCGCGGGUGAGCACCAUGGAAGGAGUCUGCGAGCAGCUGAAGUUGCGGAACAACAACACGGAGCUGGCCAACUGCAAUCCGUGCAGUAUGAACGCCUGCAACGGCAGCUCGGCGCUCCAGAGCUCCAUUCUGGCCUCCGUGCUCCUGGCCGUGGUGGCAUUCGCCCUGCAGCGCAACUAGGGACCAGAUCAUCAUCCAUUACCCGGUGCUUUAGUCUAGUAUUCCUCGUUUCUUUAAGGCGAACUCACACUCAUCAGUCCGCGCUCAUAGUUAAGUGAUUCGAAAAUUAUUAUGUAACUUUAAGAUAUACACAAACCCGAAAAUCGAAAUAUAUACAAACGUAAUUGUAUACAAACUUAAUCUAAUCAAAUGUAACGCUUUAAGCGACUUAAUAAAUAAUGAGUAAUUAUUAAAACAA